CUCAUUCUGAUUGGUCGACGCCCGAUGCCCGGUGUCCGGGUAAGAUGGCGUCGGAAGAGCAGUGCUCGGCACCACCUCGAUGGCGGUCGAUAUCCUUAACCCACGUAGAGUAUCCGGCUGGUGAUCUGACGGGGCAGGUGUUGGCCUACAUGAGUCUUUUGCCCAUAGCGAUCCUCAUUGGCUUCGUCACUCUGAUCGUCUUCAAGAGAGAACUGCAUACGAUCUCUUUUUUUGGGGGAUUAGUAAUAAAUGAGGGGCUAAACUGGCUGCUGAAACACAUUCUACAGGAGCCGCGGCCAUAUGGGGGAAGUCACAGUUCACUCACUACAGAGUACGGGAUGCCCUCCAGUCACUCUCAGUUCAUCUGGUUUUUUGUUGUAUACUUUUUUCUUUUUCUUUAUUUAAGAAUGCACCAGACGAACAAUGCCAGGUGUGUUGAAUUGUUAUGGCGGCAUAUAUUGUCCAUCAUUCUACUGGGUGCGGCUCUCUCCGUUUCUUACAGCAGAGUCUACCUCCUGUACCACACCUGGAGUCAGGUGAUUUAUGGGGGUGUGGCCGGUAUGGUGAUGGGAGUGGUGUGGUUUUUUAUCACCCAGGAGGUGCUAACGCCACUCUUUCCCAAGAUAGCAGCCUGGCCUAUCUCAGAGUUUUUCCUGGUGAGAGAUACAAGUCUCAUUCCAAACAUUCUGUGGUUUGAAUACACAGUAACCAGAUCAGAGGCCAGAAACAGACAACGAAAGCUGGGAACAAAGCUUCAAUGAAAUGCUGCAAAACCCCAGUUAAAACUGACGGAAAGGACCACAUACAUGCACACUCACACACUGUACACACUCUCAAACACACUGGAGUUUCAUCGUCUGGACUGUUCUGGUUGAUACGAAAGCACUGAACAGUGUACUUGUGGACCAAAGGAACAAGUUUGUAUUGCAGACGUGACCGUUAAACGACCCAACCAUUCGUUCGCACGACAACAUGGCCUUUUCCUCCCCCGUCUUUAAACUGCCCCAGCAAUCCUAAUGCAUGCGGACCGUGCAAGACAGAAAAACUAUUUAAUGAGAAAUGUUAUAUUUUAUUCAUUAACGCUCACAGGGAAGAUCAUAACAGUUUGUAUCUGAUGUGAAUUGGGAAAAAGGUUGAAAGAAAGCAAUGAAAGAAAAUGUACGAUGUGAUAAAUCUAACAGCAUGGCAUUACUUUUAUUUAAACGACACGUGAAAGGACCAGGGACGGGACAUUUAUGGCUGGGUGGUAAAAAGCAGGAGACGAGGGGGAAACAUUGAUAGCAGACGACAGGUGGGUGUAAGAAAAUUGCUUUUGCUCAUUUGUAUAUUUUGAAAGAAGAAAAAUAUUAAUUACUGAGUGACUCUCAUGUCAAGGGCACAUUUCACUCCAAAAUGGGAAAUCCUUAUUUUGAUCAUAUUUUAUCUAAUUUUCCCCAAACUAUUAGUAUGCAUCUGCAUAUUUUACUUUUUUUGUAAUUCCCAUUAUUCUCAAUGGUGAUUCUCAUUACUGUAAUAUAUUUUUACUGUUAUUAAAUGCAUUUUUACUGUAUUAUAAAUGUUUUUAUUUAAAUCCAUUUAGAUUAAAGGUAGUUGUUAUACUACCAUGAUGUAUAAAUGCUUUACAAUUAAAAAAAAAUAAAAUAAAAAAUUACAUUACAGAAAUGAGAAUGGGGUUUUUUUGCAUUACGGUAAAGUUGCAGUUGCGAAAACUCUUAAUGAUCAUAUAUAUAAGCUUCGAUUACUUUAAGCAGUUUUGAUUUUGGGGUGAAAUAUGACCUUAAUUCAUGUGUAAAUCUACCUAUGCUCUUGAUAAAAAGUGUAAUGUAAUCUAAAACAAUUUGCACUUUGUAAAUUUGAACUUUUUUUAUUAUUAUAUUAACACUAGUUCAUGGAGGCAAGUAUUCUUUUUUUUGUUUUAGAGUUUGUCCAUUGACAGACGUGUCCCUCAAACAGAUGUUUACUUUUGAUUUGUGCUCCAGAAGUCCAUGGACACAUUUGGUAAAUGUCUUGAGCAUAACGCCAUAGCAAAACAUGUUGUUACAUAAAGUAUUUGGUUCAUCUGUCUCAAAUGGUGUUCUGGAACAAAAUUAGGUCAUGGGAACAAAAUUUGUGCUUGCUUUAGGUCAGAAUGUUGUUGUACUUUUGUUUCAUCCCCAUUUGUUUAACAAAUUGCAUUGUAACGAUGUGUUGUAAUUACAUCAUCUGUUUUGUACUGCACAAUCAGUUGACAAAACAAAAAAACUGAUGGUUCUUCCAUAAUGUUUGUUCAUCGUGAUCUGAAAGAUAUGCAGCAUUACAUCAUAUUUUGGAUUGACAUUCCUUUUUUAUUAGUACCAGUCCAAGUCUUUGAGGAUGCAAUUCUGACUUGAAGGAAAAAUAAUGCUCCGCUUUUAUAAUUAACAUUUAUUGUCAUUCUAUUUAUUACCGGCUCGGACAGAAAUUCAGUUUUCUCACUAGGAAGAUUUUAUUUUAUUUUUUUCGGAUCUGUGAUUUAAUUAAAAACAAUGCAACUGCUACAUCCAAACUAGAAUAGAUUACAAAUGGAAAUAUAAAAAGGACAAAAAAAUCUGAACCCAAUCCUCAGGUGAACUUUAGCAUGUGCCGAGGCCUCUGUUCUCUUAGAAUGAUGUAGAAACUGUCUGUAAUGGGGUGUUUAUAUAAAGGGAAGGGAGGUUAUUGCAUAACUCAAAGAUGAUCCUCUCUUUUAUUCAUGUGUAAUUCAUAUCAGGCUGAAUAAAAAACAAAAACAAUG
Myxocyprinus asiaticus (Chinese sucker) is the source of this 2752-nucleotide messenger RNA. RefSeq names its product dolichyldiphosphatase 1 (gene dolpp1). The transcript is spliced from 8 exons. Gene Ontology annotation, cellular component: endoplasmic reticulum membrane; intracellular membrane-bounded organelle. The record is from RefSeq and is a predicted model, not a curated record. The coding region runs from base 45 to 761 and encodes 238 amino acids. Lineage: Eukaryota; Metazoa; Chordata; Actinopteri; Cypriniformes; Catostomidae. Gene Ontology annotation, biological process: lipid biosynthetic process; protein N-linked glycosylation. Gene Ontology annotation, molecular function: dolichyldiphosphatase activity.